Spathaspora passalidarum NRRL Y-27907 is the source of this 873-nucleotide messenger RNA. RefSeq names its product phosphatidylinositol-binding protein. Gene Ontology annotation, molecular function: FFAT motif binding. Gene Ontology annotation, biological process: endoplasmic reticulum membrane organization. The record is from RefSeq and is a predicted model, not a curated record. The coding region runs from base 1 to 873 and encodes 290 amino acids. Gene Ontology annotation, cellular component: endoplasmic reticulum membrane; plasma membrane. NCBI's taxonomy places the organism in Eukaryota, Fungi, Ascomycota, Pichiomycetes, Serinales, Debaryomycetaceae. The transcript is spliced from 2 exons.
AUGGAAAUUUCACCAAACACGUUAGAGUUCAAGGGCUCAUUUCAGAAACAAACCACGGAAUUUUUAACUUUAUAUAAUUCUUCCCCAACUCCCUUGGCGUUCAAAGUUAAGACCACCGCCCCAAAGUUAUACUGUGUUCGUCCAAAUGCGUCCUUACUUCGUGCAGGAGAAUCCAUGAAGAUCUCGGUGAUUCUUCAAGGCUUUUCCCAACCUUUACCAGCUGACUACAAAUGUAAGGACAAGUUCUUGUUGGUGUCCUUACCAGCUCCAGACAUACACGAUGCCAGUAAAGUUGGUGAAUACUGGCCAUCUUUGGAAGCCAAGUACAAGUCGCAAAUGGUUUCCAAGAAGUUGAGAGUUAACUACCGUAUUGGUGAAGAUGCCGAUGAACUGUUUGAUUACACCCAAACUACCGAAUCUUCUCUUCCUGAACCAAGUCCAGUGCCCGAAUUCAAUGGUAACGGUAGUGCUCGCGAAAGAUCAGUGUACCAUGAACCAGCCUUAAAUAACUUCAAUAGAGAAGUACACCAACCUCAACAGAGAGAAGUACACGAUCCUUCCCCAAGAGAAAUCCACCAACCUACAUUCCAACCACCAGUUCAACAACAACAGCAAGCACCAGUUGUUGAAAAGAGAUCUCCAGUUGCUGCCCAAGCUUCCCCCGAAUUACAACGCGAAUUGGAAGCUUUGGCUAAUCAAGUUCGCAGUUUGUCUUCUAAGUUGGACGACAACGAAAGAGCUACCGCUCAAGCUGUGGCUCAACAAAGAAGAGCCGCGUUUGACAAUAAUACUGAACCAGUCAAUGGUAUUUCCAUGCCGGUUGCUUUAUUGUUAGUUCUUAUCUCUUUCCUUAUCGGUUGGUUGAUAUUCUAA